Molecule: messenger RNA, 2231 nt
Organism: Pseudovirgaria hyperparasitica
Lineage: Eukaryota; Fungi; Ascomycota; Dothideomycetes; Acrospermales; Acrospermaceae
Product: HET-domain-containing protein
Exons: 2
Coding region: 358-1902 (514 amino acids)
Source: RefSeq, a predicted model, not a curated record
UCGCUGCACAAUCAUCUCACACUGUGCCUGAUACCCGUAUGAAUUGCUGUUCAGGAGAUAACCCAGCAUGGGGAUGAACAAGCAAGAGUUCUUUAUUGAAGUGCUCAGUGACGGUGGCCAAACAGUGAAGAUGUCUCGGAAAGGCCAAUUUGAGUCCAUAGCGUACGCAUUGCAGUACCUAGUAUUUGCCUACGACAAGGCUCUGACCAAGCUUCCACAAGGCUGAGCUGUUGCGCCCCUCGUUGGGCUCUGCUUUACUUUGGUCUGUAUGACCUUCUGGAACUCGCAACACUGGCUUGAUUCCUUCAGAACAGACACCGCCUGCUGGGAACGUUUCAGCUGAAAUUGCUGUUAACGAUGGACGAAUUUGAGUACCAAGCACUGGAUGCCAAUCAAAGGCAAGAUCUCAGACUCUUACGGAUGCUCGAAUCCUCUGGAACCACCAUACGCUGCGAACUCUUCCACACUACAUACGCGCUCCAGCCAUAUGAAGCCCUCUCUUACACAUGGGGCAAUGCAGAAUUGGUGGACGAGAUCGAAGUGAACGGAAAGAGCCUUUGGAUUACAGAUAAUCUACACACCGCCCUGGGAUAUCUCCGCUUACCACGCCAGGACCGCGUCCUAUGGAUCGAUGCUAUCUGCAUUAAUCAAACAGACCUACAAGAGCGACGUGAGCAAGUGGAAAGAAUGGGCGAGAUCUUUAGGGGGGCAACACGGGUCAUAUUUUGGCUUGGUAAGGCUACGCGUGAGAUCAAUAUGUUCUUGGAUGCUUUUAAUGAAUUGGAACGCAUGUGCAAGGAAAGAUGCCUUGAUAUGAGUCUUUGGUCGUCGAGCGACCAGCAAUGGUCUGACCUGAAGUUGGACUUUACAUCGCAGCAGUCUGCGAAAGGCAAGUCAAUGUCAUCGCUGCUAAAGGGCUUCCAAACAAUCCUUCAAAGGCCGUGGUUUCGACGUAUCUGGAUCGUUCAAGAGGUGGCAAGGGCAUGGUCAGCCUUAAUCUGCUGUAGUUCGAGAUCUUUGUCCACUGAAAUCUUCUUUCUGACCCCGAUGAUAUUGGACACUCGAAUAGACAGACAUUGUCACGCUGUGCUUGAGAUCAUGCCCGGGCCAGGAAGGUACCAUUCGUGGUUUCGUGAGCACCUUGACCUAUAUACACUCCUUGCUAUGUUCUGCAGAAGCGAGGCAACAGAUGAACGGGACAUGAUAUAUGCCUUACUUGGUCUAGCAGCUGACUCGUCAGCUAUCUCGAUGCUGGCUGCAGACUAUGCGGAUCCCAUAACAAGUGUUCUCCAGAAGACCGUCCACUAUCUCACAAGCAAGACUCGCCUGCCAAUGAUUCUGAACUAUCUAACGUUUUUCCAAUCCGUCACGGUUGUCUACUUGACUUCUGGUGAGAACGCCCAUGAAGUCCUUGAUAAAGAGCUGGAUCAAGGAAUUCAAAAACGCCAUUCCGAAGAGCGCUCUUAUGAUUUCACCAUUGAAGAAAAGACAGCCGAGUCGCCGACGUGCUUCAAGCAGGUCAUGGAGUUGUGCAAAGACCUUGACAAGAAUAAGUUACCCGUCCAUAGCUACGCACGAGUCGUACCAUGGACAAGUGACAACAAGAGUGUCAAGAUUCUCGUGGUUGAUGACUUUGACGUAGCACUGGAGCAUGUUGUAACUCAAGGAUAUGGCCAGCUUGUCGAAGCCAUGUUGCGCCGACUGAAGCCACACAUCUGGAACAGUAGAAGAGCUCUAACCAUAGCUUUUAACGAGCGGCAUGAGGAGAUUGCACAGACCUUACUGCAUUAUGGUGCGAAAGCCUCGGCUAGCGAUAUCCGGUCGGCUGUCGAGGAAGAUAAUUUGCAGAGGGUGAAGUACAUACUUGAUGCGCAGCCCGAACUUGAUGAUACAUUACAGUAAAGACACGGGAAUGAGUAUGCUGAAAGCUGUGAUCUCUAGUGAGAUGCUUUUCUAUAAGGGCUUUCGAGGACAGAUGUGCUGUAGAACGUACUCCUGGGUAUAUAAGGGGGCAGGGAGUCAACAGAGGCGCUUGAAAGGCAGGGCAGUCUAUAUCAUCGCAGUAGACUAGGGAGUGAUACUUGAGCAGGAUCUGAAGCUUGACAGUUUACCGGUAGGUUAGAGGCUCGUUAUAUCGCAUGACAAGAAACUUAGUCUUGUAUGUCGACUAAUACAUCUGGAGAGCCUUUACGAUUGGCUAGCUUGCAUACCUCAUUGGGACGAGCUCAUGA